This is a messenger RNA of Ogataea philodendri, 1428 nucleotides long. RefSeq lists its product as uncharacterized. The record is from RefSeq and is a predicted model, not a curated record. The transcript has a single exon. Bases 1 to 1428 code for a protein of 475 amino acids. NCBI's taxonomy places the organism in Eukaryota, Fungi, Ascomycota, Pichiomycetes, Pichiales, Pichiaceae. Gene Ontology annotation, biological process: tRNA wobble uridine modification; tRNA methylation. Gene Ontology annotation, cellular component: cytoplasm; mitochondrion. Gene Ontology annotation, molecular function: GTP binding; protein binding; GTPase activity.
AUGCUGUUUCGUCGCUGGUCCUCCACCGUACCCUUUUUGCCCACAGUGUACGCCCUGUCGACGUAUCCGGCGCGCUCUGCUAUCGCUGUCGUCAGGGUUACCGGCCCAGCUUCCUCGUUCGUCCACAAGUCGCUCACAUCAAAAUCGGUUCCUCAACCUCGAAAAGCUGCCUUGACCAAAUUGUACCAUCCCCGGUCAAAAGUUUUGAUUGACCAGGCCCUUGUACUGUACUUCAACUCCCCCCACUCCUAUACGGGCGAAGAUAUGCUCGAGUUGCAUCUCCACGGAGGAACAGCAGUGGUCAAGUGUAUUCUCGAAAGCAUCGAACAACUGCACACUCCUGAGCAACCAAUACGACCUGCCGAGCCAGGAGAAUUCUCAAGGAAAGCGUUCCAGAAUGGAAAAAUGGAUCUCACUCAGGUCGAAGGGAUUAAUGACCUGAUCCACGCAGAAACAGAAAGACAGAGAUUGUCCUCUCUCGCAUCAAUGAAGGGAGAGACCAAGCAAUUGUUCCAUUCGUGGCGACACAAGAUUCUGGAUAAUUAUGCUUUGAUAACCACAUUGAUCGAUUUUGGCGAGGAGCAUGACAUUGACGAAAUCGGUGAACUUUUUGACCGUGCGGAAUCGGAUAUAAAGCAGCUGGAAACAGAGGUCAGAACGUAUCUGGACAACGUCAAACGGUCCCAGAUCUUGCUGGACGGGUUCAAGAUCACUCUCACCGGGCCUCCAAAUGCAGGCAAAUCGUCGUUAUUGAACAUCAUAGCAAAUGAGGACCGUGCGAUCGUGAGCGAGAUCGAGGGAACAACACGGGACUCCAUCGAGGUCCCCCUGGACAUCAACGGAUACAAAGUCAUUAUUGGAGACACGGCUGGAAUCAGAGACACAGACAACAUCAUUGAGAAAGAGGGAAUCAAAAGAGCCAAGAUGAAAGUCUCGGAAGCAGAUUUGAACCUGGUUCUUCUUCCGUGCACCUCGUUGCAAUUGGAGCAGGAGAUGGAAAACUAUCUGGAGCAAUGUAAUAAGGACAAUCUGAUUGUCAUCUUCAACAAAAGUGAUCUGCUAAAUCAGCGGGAUAUUGGGAACUUGGUGAAUAAGUUCAAAACAGAUUUUGGCAUCAAGGAAACACAAUUAAUCAGCUGCCGCACAAAAGAGGGAAUUGAGCAACUGUUGAGCUGUAUUUCGCAGAAAUUGGAAACAUGGACUCAGGAAGACCCCAUAUACGUUUCGAAGCGGAUCCAAAACAUUAUAGAAAACGACCUGCUUUUCGGGUUCGACGAGUUCUAUUCUCAGGCACACAAGAACGACGUUGUUCUAGCGGCAGAGGCAUUGAAAAUAAGCAUGGAUGGUAUUGGAAAAAUCACGGGUGAAGCAAUUGGCGUCGAGGAGAUCUUGGGAUCCAUCUUUGCCAACUUCUGUAUAGGCAAAUAA